AUGUUGGCGUCAUGGGCCGUGCCGCACAAACCCAAAACCGAUCAGCCCGGAAACGGUCAAGUAAAGGAAACUAUGAUUGCAAACAGGUCGCUUCGGAAAGAAGGCCCAGCAGGGGCGGGCAAUGUAAAGGGGGCUGCAAACAGUACCCACCAUUUGGCGAAUGCUGUCGGUGAUGCCGACGGUGGUCAAGGCGGUGCUGGCUCCCCGAAGGCAGCACCAUCAACAGCAACAACUGAGAGUUUGAGAGUACCUCCUACUCCAACGAUAAGGUUGAGUACCAUCGGAGGAGAAACUUUCGAUAAGAACGACAUGGGACCACGACAAGAGCCUUCCACCACAUCAAGCAGCUCACCCAAAACUCGAUCGGCGCGUGUCGCAGCUCAUCUGGUACCCGCUGCAUCUAUGUCUGGAACGCUACGUCGCGAAAAAGAAGUGAUGGACCCUUCACUGUAUCACCAGCUGUGCUACGAGCGCCUCAUACGGCGACAGGAUCCCUCGAAGGGUGUCGACAAAGCCAGGCAGAGUUAUGUAUAUUACAACCACCGUAGCAAGGGGUGUUACAUCCCGCAUGAAAAGGAUCCCUCUGAGUUGACACUCACAUACAACCACAUGUACGACUUUGGUGACGGCUCUCGCUUUCUUGCGGCUGAUGGCGAACCGCCGCGCGUUAACCCCAAUAUCGGAAGUGUACUCGAUUGUAACUACAAUGCCGCAUCCAAAAGCGGUGCAAGCAGGGACUACGCUAGGCUGCGUCCCAGCACCACUUCAGAACGAAGAGCUGCUAAUGAGGUGUGUCGAAUCGGGCUAUCCACCACAAAUGGGAAAAGAACGGUGGCAGUGGACUUGGCUCGCAGUUUGCAACUAAGCGAUAUACGACCUCAACCAUUCCAGAUUCGCAAGACCGUUGAGGACGUCAUAUCCAGUGAUCUGCGUUGCGUGGAACGGGCCCGUGAGGGUAUCAGUUCGGUCGUUGGGAAGGGGAAAGUGUUGUGGGCGGAGGUUCCAGAGAAGCUACAGGCCACCUUUAGUGAGGUUCAGGGUCGUUUUAUAUCUCCUGGAGCUGAAAGUCGCAGGGAAGAUCGAAAUGCAGCAGCAGGCUACAGAGCAGGCUCAACAACCCUGGCACAGAAUGCCAAUGCAGUUAGUUACCUCCCGGCAAGUUCGUUACCGGAUAGAGCUGAGGGAGCAACUUUGCCUACUCAUGCCCCCCGGUCUACGAACUCUAAGUGUGGUCAGAGUCCCAUGUCGAAGCCGGUGGCACUCACCGAUCUCCCCGACCAUGUGCUUUUGGGAUUUACAGCCAAUGUGUGCAUGCCGAAAAUUAACCAACGGGAUGGUGAGGCAACUCUACCUCACACGCCACUGCGGGAAGAGUCCACAGAAAGUGAGGAUGGCAAUAAUCUGAGAGGCACUUAUGAGUCGACGUUGCAAGGUACGGAUCCAACAGGACUGAGAGGAACGACGAACCGGGGGUCCAAUACGGUUCCCGAGCAUGCACGGGCAAAUGGGGGAGAGAAACUGCUUCCACUUGUUGCCUUGGCGCAGCUGCGUGAUGCUGAUUACUUUUUAACAACCGGGCCCAAGCCAGUUUCUGAAAUAGUGAAGUUACUUGGACCGAAAUGGCUGCCGGAGCGACCACUGCCUUACGAGACGUCACGGCUCAGCUACUGCCGGAAAUAUGACAUGGGUGACGCGAAUCCCCCGCCUAACAUGAUUCACUGGACUUUGUCUAAGAAACUAUAUUAG
This is a messenger RNA of Trypanosoma brucei brucei TREU927, 1746 nucleotides long. RefSeq lists its product as hypothetical. NCBI's taxonomy places the organism in Eukaryota, Euglenozoa, Kinetoplastea, Trypanosomatida, Trypanosomatidae. The transcript has a single exon. Bases 1 to 1746 code for a protein of 581 amino acids. The record is from RefSeq and is a predicted model, not a curated record.